UGGAAAUGUUGAUCAUAGACACGCCCAAUGCUGUGCAUUUGUCAGCGGUCAGAGAUUCGGCAAUGAAACCUGUCUCAUGAGCCGGCGACUUACUCAACAUCCACAUUUGCGGUGACCCGAAAGCUAUGCAUUAUGUCACUCUAGAAAGUGACAGAUUAUGAGGGAUAUCCAAAAGGAUAUGCUGUCCUGAAGCUUCAGCGUUUCAACUCAACUAUAUAAGGAACGUAGGGCGUUGCCCAAGAUGAGCUCCCAUCAUCAGCAACAGCCUCAAUCCUCCAGAUAACCUCCUCUCAACUACUUUAAUCAAAUACCUUUUGCCACACAUUCUUCCGCUACCCAAAGAUGUCUCUCAAGCCGAUCAUCCUCCACGGCCACCAAGGCGGCCCCAACCCCUGGAAGGUGGCCAUGAUCCUGGAAGAGCUCGAAAUCCCGUUUGAGCACAAAUAUGUGCCGUUCGACACCAUCAAGAAGGAGCCCUUCAUCUCCAUCAACCCCAACGGCCGUGUUCCCGCCAUUGAAGACCCCAACACCGGAAUCACCCUGUGGGAGUCUGGUGCCAUCAUCGAAUAUCUCGUCGAGACCUACGAUAAAGACAACAAGAUCAGCCCCAAGGCCGGCACCCCGGGCUACUUCCAUGCCAAGCAAUGGCUCCAUUUCCAGAUGUCCGGACAAGGACCGUACUUCGGUCAAUUCAUCUGGUUCACCCGUUACCACCCCGAGAAGAUCUCGAGUGCUCAAGAGCGCUACUUGAACGAGAUCCGCCGCGUGACGGGCGUGCUGGACAAGGUCCUCGAAGGUCGGGAGUACCUGGUCGAUGGAAAGUUCAGCUACGCCGACGCUUCGUUUGUGCAGUGGUACCAGAUUAUUCCUAUGGCUACUGGGGAUGCCAUUGAUUUGGAGAAGGACUUCCCCAACGUCAACGCUUGGCUGCAGAGACUGCAGGCGAGACCUGCGAUCGCAAAGUGCCUGAAGACGUACAGGGAGAAUCUCGGUGCCAAAUAGGAGUGAGGAGGGAGUGGGCUAUGAACCCGGAGCUUAAUUUUGGAUUUCAAAGCGUGUGCGCACUGAUUUGUAUGUUAUUUAUGCG
Aspergillus japonicus CBS 114.51 is the source of this 1087-nucleotide messenger RNA. Its product is annotated as glutathione S-transferase family protein. The coding region runs from base 343 to 1002 and encodes 219 amino acids. The record is from RefSeq and is a predicted model, not a curated record. Lineage: Eukaryota; Fungi; Ascomycota; Eurotiomycetes; Eurotiales; Aspergillaceae. The transcript has a single exon.